AUGAGCAUCUCGCAACCGAAGUGCCUCCAGUGUAGGAUAAAUACGUAUUCACACUAUAAAAAGGGGUAUACGAUAAAGUACGUGAUUGGCGUCUCACCUGGAGGGCUAGUGACACAUGUAAGCCAAGGGUAUGGUGGACGUGCCUCUGACGAGGCUAUAUUCCAGCAAAGUAACCUUGUGUCGCAACUUCUGCCAGGCAUCGACCAUGUCAUGGUCGAUAAGGGCUUCCUGAUCGAAGAUGUGUGCGAGAGCUGCCUCAUAGAGGUGAUACGACCACCUUUUCUUCAACAGAAGCAGCUCUCUAAAGCCGAGGCUUUGCGGACAAAAAAGAUAGCAACAGCAAGAGUCCAUGUUGAAAGGGCAAUCCAAAGAAUUAAGAUUUUUAAGAUUCUCUCUCAGAAAAUGCCAUGGAGCAUGGUCCCACUGGCAGACGACAUAGUAUGCAUAGCCGCUGCAUUGGUAAAUCUGUCCAAGCCCAUUUUGGUAGACAAGAGAUUCAUGUAG
Messenger RNA from Ixodes scapularis (black-legged tick), 504 nucleotides. RefSeq lists its product as uncharacterized. The coding region runs from base 1 to 504 and encodes 167 amino acids. The transcript has a single exon. The record is from RefSeq and is a predicted model, not a curated record. NCBI's taxonomy places the organism in Eukaryota, Metazoa, Arthropoda, Arachnida, Ixodida, Ixodidae.